UAGCAAACCAAACACCACAAACCCCUAGGCAAACAAUAAAAGCAAACCAAAAAUCGAAAUCUAUACCAGAAAAUACAAGAGAAAAUGAAGAUACCAAAAGACAAAAAAAUCAAAAAAAGAUAAACACAAAGCUCGGGAUAUGGAGUUCUAAAUUUA
Messenger RNA from Scutellospora calospora, 156 nucleotides. The record is from the annotation of a GenBank genome assembly. NCBI's taxonomy places the organism in Eukaryota, Fungi, Glomeromycota, Glomeromycetes, Diversisporales, Gigasporaceae.